Molecule: messenger RNA, 2217 nt
Organism: Aspergillus homomorphus CBS 101889
Lineage: Eukaryota; Fungi; Ascomycota; Eurotiomycetes; Eurotiales; Aspergillaceae
Product: replication factor A subunit protein RFA1
Exons: 6
Coding region: 158-1972 (604 amino acids)
Biological process (GO): DNA replication; telomere maintenance via telomerase; double-strand break repair via homologous recombination
Cellular component (GO): nucleus; DNA replication factor A complex
Molecular function (GO): single-stranded telomeric DNA binding; damaged DNA binding
Source: RefSeq, a predicted model, not a curated record
CAUUUGCCCGCUGUCUCGAUCACCAUACUACAAUUCUCAGCUACAACUAUUCAGGAUCGCACGUUGUUCGCUGUGUUAACUUUGUCCCCCUCGCCCGACCCGAACUUACCAUACAUCACGUUCAGCUGAUAGUUGCGUCCAAAAGCAGUUUUCAAAGAUGGCUUCUGAUCCAGCAUCGCAGGUCUCUAUUGGGGCCCUCAGUGCCAUUUUUGAUGACAGCAAGCCUCAAACACGGGAACCCAUAGUUCAGUGUGUUCAAAUCAAGCCAUUGCCGCCCCAGCAGAACAAUCAAGAACGUUUCAGGGCUGUGUUCAGCGACAUCUCCAAUUACGUCCAGACCAUGCUCGCUACCCAACUGAACCACAAGGUGACGAGUGGUCUACUCCGCAAAGGGUGCUUCGUCCGAUUGAAAUCAUUCCAGGCAAAUGCCGUCAAAGGGAAAAAAAUCCUCAUAAUCCUCGACUUGGAUGUUCUUCAAGACCUUGGUGAGAGUGACAAACUUGGAGAACCGCAACCGUUAGAGAACAAGGGAGAAGAUGAAGAAAAGCCCCAACCAACAACAAUUUCAAGUAAUGGGUUUUAUGGCUCCAAGCCUCAAGUUACAUCGGCACAGCUGAACAGCCGCACGCAAACACCGCGACUAGCAUUACCUUCGGCUCAUACUACUAUCUACCCAAUUGAGGCCAUUUCCCCAUAUUCGCACAAGUGGACAAUCAAAGCUCGCUGUACUAGCAAGUCGAACAUUAAGACCUGGCACAACAGGAAUACUGAAGGCAAACUAUUCAGUGUCAAUUUGCUGGACGAUAGCGGCGAGAUUCGCGCAACGGGGUUCAAUGACCAGUGCGAUAUGCUUUAUGAUGUUUUCCAGGAAGGUGGUGUCUAUUAUAUCUCGAACUGCCGUGUUCAAAUCGCCAAAAAGCAGUUCACGAAUCUUAAUAACGACUAUGAACUCACUUUUGAAAGAGACACUAUUGUUGAAAAGGCGGAAGACCAGAGCGAUGUUCCACAAGUGCGCUUCAAUUUCACCACUAUUAGCGAUCUUCAGUCGGUGGAGAAGGACACCACCAUCGACGUGAUUGGUGUGCUGAAAGAGGCUGGGGAGGUCUCACAAAUCGUCUCGAAAACCACCAAUAAGCCCUACAACAAGCGCGAACUGACUCUAGUUGACAAUACGGGGUUCUCAGUUCGGUUAACUGUCUGGGGAUCCACGGCACUGAACUUCAAUGCCUCCCCCGAGUCAGUCAUGGCUUUCAAAGGAGUCAAAGUAUCCGAUUUUGGAGGCCGAAGCCUAAGCCUGCUAAGCUCGGGUUCUAUAACUAUAGACCCAGAUAUUGAAGAGGCUCACAAGCUUAAGGGCUGGUACGAUGCGCAAGGCAGAGAUGGGGUUUUCACAUCGCAUGCGUCCAUGUCGGGCAUGACGACAUCCGCAGCUAGGUCUGAUCAGUUCAAAACCAUAGCUCAGGUCCGAGAAGAGCAGCUGGGCAUGUCCGAAGAGGCAGUCUACUUCUCAUUGAAGGCGACCGUUAUCUACAUCAAGCAGGACAACCUAUGUUACCCCGCCUGCCUUUCAGAAGGCUGCAACAAGAAAGUCACGGAGCUUGACCCUGGCCAAUGGCGUUGCGAGCGUUGUGACAAGACGCACCCACGGCCAGAAUAUCGCUACAUAAUGCUUGUCAAUGUUAGCGACCACACUGGUCAACUUUGGUUAAGCUGUUUUGAUGAUGUCGGAAAAUUGAUGAUGGGCACAACUGCAGAUCAAUUGGUGGAGCUGCGACAAAUGGAUGAAAGAGCAGCUGGUGAACUGUUUCAAGAUGCCAAUUGCCGUACGUGGAAUUUCCGAUGCAGGGCCAAGAUAGAUCACUUCGGUGACCAACAGCGAGUUCGGUACCAGGUAUCAUCAGCCAGGCCAAUCAAUUAUUCUGAGGAGGCUUCACGCCUGGCAGAAUUGAUUGACUCGUAUACCUUGUCUUGAAAGGCUCUGGAAACGCGGCUACAAAUAAAUUUGAAGUCAUGCUUCCUUAGUCCGACCGGUUUCUAAGUAGUCUUGUGCCUGCCACAUUUUCUUUUUCAUCUACCAUAGGACUCGUUCAGGGCCCGCUCGAGGUUUCAAGAUACAAACGUAGGUGUCUAUCCCUGUUUACCAGAUCAAUACCAAUUCAAAUCUGGCCCAGAUUUUGUGGGUCCAGUAGAGUGUGCUUGUGACUAUAGUUAGUUAGU